AUUUCCAACGAAACAUUGCCAGCAUCCCAGCUCGAGCAUCUGCAGCGAGAGAGGACGAGAGAGGAUCCUCGUCUUUACGAAAAGCCUCCUCAAUGAGUGCCAAGCUCUCCAAGGAGUUGAGGCUCUCCCUGCCACCCUGCCUCUUGAAUAGGACAUCUGGCUCUUCGAAUGCCAGUACCACCUGCAUCACGCAAAUGGGGCAGCUCUUCCAGUCUUUCUCUUCCACUUUUGUUUUAAUUGUUCUGAUCGCCCUCAUCUUCUGCCUGAUUCUCCUCUCCCUCAUUACUUUCCAUGUCCACAAGAGGAAGAUGAAGAAACGGAAAAUGCAAAAGGCUCAGGAGGAAUACGAACGGGACCACUGCAGCAGCACCAGCACUGAGGCAGGUGGCUCAUGUGAAAUACCUCAAGGAAGAGAAUCAUCCAGGCUGGGAAGAACCACCCAGGAUUCUAAUAUCCAGUGUACUUCUGCUCCAGAACCACAGAAAACACAUCCUGAAAGAUCAUGUUUGGACACAGAUACUCCUGGGCUUUUGCACACAGUGGUAUUGUCUUGA
Messenger RNA from Zootoca vivipara (common lizard), 554 nucleotides. Lineage: Eukaryota; Metazoa; Chordata; Lepidosauria; Squamata; Lacertidae. The record is from RefSeq and is a predicted model, not a curated record.